This is a messenger RNA of Pseudogymnoascus verrucosus, 2113 nucleotides long. RefSeq lists its product as uncharacterized. Gene Ontology annotation, cellular component: membrane. The record is from RefSeq and is a predicted model, not a curated record. Lineage: Eukaryota; Fungi; Ascomycota; Leotiomycetes; Thelebolales; Thelebolaceae. Gene Ontology annotation, molecular function: transmembrane transporter activity. Gene Ontology annotation, biological process: transmembrane transport. The transcript has a single exon. Bases 262 to 2013 code for a protein of 583 amino acids.
CGCUAUAUCGCCACCAUCCAUGCUCAAAUGCAACUCACCAGACAGACGAUGUGGAUUUAACUCGGCACGGCACCGCUCUUCGCGCAAGUUCCGUAUAGCCGCUAUGAACCAUCCAUGGUUUAAACCGGCUUUAAUAAGGUAGGUUGCUCGUCAUUGUCUUUCCUAUCUUGAAUUCAUCUUUCUCUUCCAAUUCAAUUCAAUCCGGUUUACUCAUUGGUGCCUCUUAAUGUGUGAUUUUCGGCGGCAGAGUAAUACUGCACUAUGAGCCUAGAGAAGGAUGGUCUCGGCGUUGAACCACAAGAAACUACGAGGACGCCAAUCUCUCGUGACACCUUGGAAAAGGACUUGGAUGAGAAAACCACAGGAACUCCAUCUCCCAGCGAGUCUAUACCACCAGCAAGCACAGGAUUCCAGCCUGCCAACGACGAGGCCAUAGCCGAAGAUGGGGACCUUGAAGAAUUAACAGCCGUGCGGACUGGACCGCCCUACUCGGUCUUCUCUAAGAAGCAGAAGAAAUAUCUCGUCUUCAUGGUCACAGUGGCGGCUUUCAUAUCGCCAACCUCUGCAAAUAUUUAUUUUCCCGCCCUGAAUCCGCUGGCCAAGGAUCUGAAUGUUUCGGAUGCACUUAUCAACGUGACCAUAACGUCAUUUAUGAUAUUUCAGGGGAUAGCACCUACAUUUAUCGGCGAUCUUGCUGAUAUGGCGGGGAGAAGGCCGGCAUACAUUGUGGCCUCUAUCAUUUAUCUUGGCGCCAAUAUUGGGCUGGCUCUUCAGAACAGCUUUCCAGCGUUGCUAGUAUUGCGUUGCAUACAGAGCGCGGGUAGCAGCGGCGGUAUUGCUUUGGGAUAUGGGGUUGUGGCAGAUAUCUCAACGAGCUCUGAGCGAGGAUCGUAUGUUGGAAUCGUGGGCGCAGGCACCAUGUUGGGUCCCGCACUAGGCCCAGUAAUCGGAGGAAUUCUGGCGCAGUUCCUGGGGUGGAGAUCAAUCUUUUGGUUUUGUUUCAUCUUUUCAGCAGUAUGGCUUGUUCCCUACGUUAUUACCGUUCCAGAGACUGGCCGUAAUGUUGUGGGAAAUGGAUCGGUUCCACCAGUGGGCUGGAAUAUGACCAUCUUGGACUACCUGCGCCAGCGCAAAGAGAUGAAGUCUCAAGAUUCCCUCUCCCGUUCCACCACUGCCAACGAGCGUCGUAGGGCUCAAAAUGAACUUGCCAGUCAUCGCAAACUCAAGUUUCCCAACCCUCUCAAGACGAUCUACAUUAUCGCAGAAAAAGAUGUCGCCUUAGUGCUCUUCUACAACUCUCUUAUCUAUACCGCCUUUUACGACGUUAUAUCCUCGAUGCCUGCAAUGUUCAAGCAGACGUAUGGAUUCAAUGAUCUCGAAAUAGGGCUUUGCUAUCUCCCCUUUGGCGUUGGUUGUGCAGUGACGUCCUUCAUCAACGGAAAGCUCCUUGACAGGAACUACAAGAGAAUCGCCAAACGAAUCGGUUUCGCAAUUGACCGCAAGCACGGGGAUGAUCUGCGCCAUUUUCCAAUAGAAGAGGCGAGACUAGGGACAAUAUGGCCCAUGCUGAGCGUCGGGAUCGUCAGCAUUAUUUGCUAUGGCUGGGCCAUGGAGAAGAAUGCACAUCUUGCUGCUCCUCUUGUUCUCACAUUUUUGAUAGGAUUUUGUGUCAACGGCUCAUUUAAUAUCCUAAGCACUCUAGUGGUGGAUCUGUACCCCCAGAGCCCGGCGACAGCUACAGCGGCGAAUAACCUUGUUAGAUGUUUUAUGGGAGCUGGAGGCACGGGAAUUAUUAAUAUCAUGGUAGAGAAAAUGGGAAGAGGAUGGUGCUUCACUUUCAUUGCAUUGGUUUGCACUGUUACGAUGCCAAUGCUGUUGGCGGAAAUCAAAUGGGGUCCUGGCUGGAGAGAGGAGAGACGGGUGAGGCUGGAUGCCAAAGCUUCAGCAGACCACCAAAAGAGGUUGGAAGAGAGCAAUGACGCUUUGGCAGUUGAAAGUGGUCAGGAAAAGUGAGGAUGGUCGGAAUUAGGCAUAAACAGAUGUAGACAUAGAGAGAAUACCCAUUUCGGUUUGCACUGUUACUAUGCCAGUGCUGUUGGCGGAAAUCAAAUGG